Molecule: messenger RNA, 585 nt
Organism: Alternaria burnsii
Lineage: Eukaryota; Fungi; Ascomycota; Dothideomycetes; Pleosporales; Pleosporaceae
Exons: 3
Coding region: 1-585 (194 amino acids)
Molecular function (GO): fatty acyl-CoA hydrolase activity
Source: RefSeq, a predicted model, not a curated record
AUGGGCGACCAACAAGCAAAUCGGCAAAAGGCAAUGGCGGCCGUACAUGCAAUGUUCGAAAAGUACAAGUUGCUUGCAGCCCGCAGGCCCAAGGACCAUGUCGACUUUGACCGAGAAGUCAUGUUGAAUCUGGAGCUCGUGGAUGCAAGCCUCGAUGGCACAGUUACUUAUGAACUCGUCAUUGGACCCAACUUUUCGAACUUGAACAAUGUUAUGCAUGGAGGCGCCGCCGGUGUUAUAUUCGACAUGUCCACGACGACGGCUCUUUGUCCUCUUGCUCGGCCCGGGUUCUGGGAAUUCAUGGGCGGCGUAACUCGUUCUCUCAACAUGUCCUAUCUCAAGGCGGUGCCCAUCAACACCAGGGUGCGACUCAAUAGCAGAGUGGUAAGUGUGGGCAAGCAGAUGGCUAUGAUCCGCGGCGACAUGACCAGCCUGGAUGGCAAGACAACAUACUGCACAGUGGAGCACCAUAAAGUGAAUGCGCCUGUGGUCAAAGAGCAUCUAGAUGUAAGAACAGCGUGGGAUGAAGCAUUCGCGAGGGAAUGGAAAGCGAAGGGCGUGACGGAAGUGAAGAGCAAAAUAUGA